Canariomyces notabilis is the source of this 644-nucleotide messenger RNA. RefSeq lists its product as uncharacterized. The transcript has a single exon. The coding region runs from base 251 to 610 and encodes 119 amino acids. The record is from RefSeq and is a predicted model, not a curated record. NCBI's taxonomy places the organism in Eukaryota, Fungi, Ascomycota, Sordariomycetes, Sordariales, Chaetomiaceae.
GAGCUACGUGAUCGAUCGGCCUGAGGGCUGCAGAGAGACGGUCAAACCAAGUACAUAGCUUGGCCACGGUCCGCUUAGAAGCAGCAAGGUACAAGGAACUGUGAAAGAGCCAGUCCCGUCGACAGCUACAAACUACUUUCCCGUGACCGCUUGAAAGAAGCAGACAACCUGCCGAGGACAUGCCCCCCCAGGCGGAGCCACGUCAGUGCUCUGAAGCUCUGUUGAUUAUCAUGACAAUCCAAAUCUGGCCAUGGCAGCUCUCAGCUGUCGUCAGUCCAGUGGCGACUUCCUCAUCAGGAAUUGGAAAAAGAUUGCAACAACCUUGAAGAAGCAGCCGGAUCCGCCUACCGCAUUUGCAGUUGCCGGUUCCGCUGGGUUGCAUACUUACCCUACCCCCACGACUUCUGGCGCCAGCUCGCGUCACCCAGCCCGCCCCACAAGACUCGUUCACUCUCCUCCUAGGCGUCAGGAUAGGUAUCUGAUUUGGGGCUUGACCAUUGAGGAAAAUGGAGCAUGUCUCGGAUCUGGGCGCGUGCUAUGGGGGACCAAUGAACGAGGCAGCCUUGGUCUUUGGACUGAGCGAACACAACGGCCAGAUGCGUCUUUCUAGACAGGCCGGGAACGAUGGCGCCUGUGUUUCAAAG